ACCGUAUCUGUCUGGAAAUUUGUCUCGUGGGUUAGACUCAAACAUAUUCCGCGCAUUUAGACACUAUUUGUAUGUCCGAUAGGCUAGUCGUUUCACGUUUUAACACCCGUCGGAGUUAGUUUCCUGAUUCGCUCUGGAGAAUGGCUGCUGCUGAGGUAAACGGUAGUUCUGCCCCGGCAAAGGAGGAGGAAGAGCCUAUGGAUGUGACCACAACACACACAGAGAACUACCAGACCCUUCUUGAUGCUGGGCUGCCCCAGAAAGUAGCUGAAAGUCUAGAUAAUAUCUUCCAGACAGGCCUAGUGGCAUACGUUGACCUGGAUGAAAGGGCUAUCGAUGCACUGCGGGAAUUCAAUGAGGAGGGAGCGCUUACUGUGCUGCAGCAGUUCAAAGAGAGCGACCUGUCCCACGUACAGAAUAAAAGUGCUUUCCUUUGUGGAGUUAUGAAAACCUACAGGCAGAGAGAAAAACAAGGAAGUAAGGUACAAGAGUCCACCAAGGGCCCAGAUGAGGCAAAAAUAAAGGCCCUGUUGGAGCGCACAGGAUACACCCUGGAUGUCACUACAGGCCAGAGAAAAUAUGGGGGUCCUCCACCUGAGGAUGUGUUCAAAGGCACUCAUCCAGGCAGUGGAACUGAGGUUUUUGUUGGAAAAAUCCCCAGGGAUUUGUAUGAAGAUGAGCUGGUGCCGCUCUUUGAGUCUGCUGGUCCCAUCUGGGACCUCAGGUUAAUGAUGGACCCUUUAUCUGGUCAGAACAGAGGUUAUGCCUUCAUCACAUACUGCAAUAAGGAUGAUGCACAGAAGGCUGUGAAGCUUUGUGAUAACCAUGAAAUCCGCCCUGGCAAGUACUUGGGAGUUUGUAUAUCUGUUGCAAACAAUCGCCUGUUUGUCGGAUCGAUUCCAAAGAACAAAACAAGAGAAAGUAUAUUGGAAGACUUUGGCAAAGUGACAGAGGGUCUCCAAGAGGUGAUAUUGUAUCAUCAGCCGGAUGACAAGAAAAAGAACCGUGGUUUCUGUUUCCUCGAGUAUGAGGACCACAAGUCCGCGGCACAGGCUCGCCGUCGCCUGAUGAGCGGCAAGGUCAAAGUGUGGGGGAACCCGGUCACUGUGGAGUGGGCUGACCCUGUAGCUGAACCAGACCCAGAGGUCAUGGCUAAGGUAAAGGUGCUCUUUGUGAGGAAGCUGGCAACAGCAGUGACUGAGGAGCUUCUUGAAAAGACCUUUUCCCAGUUUGGAAAGCUGGAACGAGUGAAGAAAUUGAAAGACUACGCUUUUGUCCAUUUUGAAGAGAGGGAUGCUGCCGUAAAGGCAAUGGAGGAGAUGAAUGGGAAGGAACUGGGAGGAGAAGAAAUUGAGAUUGUCUUGGCAAAGCCCCCAGAUAAGAAGAGGAAAGAGCGCCAAGCAGCUCGGCAGACUACCAGAAAUGCGGGGUAUGAUGACUACUACUACUAUCCACCUCCACGCAUGCCUCCGCCGGGCCGAGGCAGGGGCCGUGGUGGCCGAGGGGGCUAUGCCUAUCCACCUGAUUACUAUGGCUAUGAUGACUACUACGAUGACUACUAUGGCUACGACUAUCAUGACUACCGUGGUGGCUAUGAAGACCCUUACUACGGCUACGAAGACGUGUACACCAUGAGGGGCCGUGGUACUCGUCCCAGCAGGGGAGGUCCACCUCCUCCCAGGGCUCGUGGAGCUCCACCGACACGAGGCCGGGGUGGCUACGCCCAAAGAGGGCCACCCCUCGGUGGUCCGAGGGGUGGCCGAGGAGGGCGAGGUGCCCCUUUCCAGCCUCAGAGGGGCCGCGGUCCUCGCGGGGCCAGGGGCAAUCGCGGCGGCAACGUCGGCGGAAAGAGGAAGGCAGACGUGUUUAACCAGCCUGACUCCAAGCGCCGCCAGACCAACAACCAACAGAACUGGGGGUCCCAGCCCAUCGCCCAGCAGCCCCUGCAGCAAGGGGCCGACUAUUCUGGUGGAGAAGCAUUGAGAGCGGCACCGCUAGAAUGAGGAACUCACCUGAACGGUACUCAAGGGUGAGCUAGCCUUGCACAGAGUACUGUCUCCUCUUCUCUAGCUAAUUGUAAUCACUGGAGAAACACUAGCCCUAAUUAUACACUAUGCUUUUAUCAUCUCUUUGCUAAUAUACUCUGCUGUGAAGCAACGUUUUUUUCCUUGGGGUUUUUUUUUGGGGGGGGGUGAUUUUUUUUUUCCCUCUCUCCUCUUUUCCAGGCUAUCAAGAAGAAUCAAAAAUUGAUUGAAGAAUCAUUGAAAAUAAUUCAAACCGGCAGAUUUCUGGGGUUUAGAGAACAUGGGAAUAAUGGGUACUUCAUUCACAAUUAUAAUGCCAAUUUUUCAUCUAAAGGUCAAUGGGAGUCGUGCACAAAUUUAGACUGAUUAAACAGCCAGAAGGGCAGCCAGCCAAGGAAUUUGGUAAGCAUUUGUAAACCUAAAACUAUGCAAAACACCUGCUGCCUGUCUCAGCUUACUGCACCAAAAUCGUCUGUUGUCUCCACGCGUUCUUUAAUUUGGGCGGUGGGUGCGGAAUGGACACUUUUCCCCUUCUGUGCCACUAGAGGUAGCAGCUCUGCACCAGCACUACCAGUGGUGCAUUGUUUCCUUUGCCGAUGCUGCACUUAUUGGCUAUUUUCAGAGCUGAAUAGGCGUUAAUUAGGGGGUCCAUAUUUACUAGAGAAGUUACUUUUCAUAUUUAUUCAAUCCGAUUUUGAGCUGCUAACUUAAACAUCUGUGAGACUGGCCUGUGUUUAAACAAAGGCUGCACCUCUAAACUGAUGUCUUUACCCUUUACCGCCACAAGAUGGCAGUAGAAGGGCUACAUUAUUUGUGUUUCACAGGUAAGCCGGGGAUGUAGAGCUAGUUACUGACACACACACAUUUUGAUUAAAGUGCCUGCAAAUGCUGGAGUUUCCAUAACAGCCUCUCAUGUCAGAACUGUGUCUUUAUAUGUUGCCUCUUGUCACCAGGCAGUAAAGGAGCUGCCCCCAUCCAUGUGAAUGGGUUCACAGAAAUGGAAAGGACUGAUUGGGACUGCUAUCCCUGAUGAUAAACCACAUACCACAAGAUGAGGAAGGUGCAGAGGUCCAGAACCCAGGGGGGCACAUCAGCAACGUUAGGCUCAACAGAAGUCAGAGAAAUCGAAGAAAAACAUGGACACGUGACCCACAGCUCCAUCAGAGGCCUUUGCCUCCGCCUAGUAGGCUGCCACUGCUCAUUCAUCCAGCUCAAAGAUUUACUGCUGGAAGAGGGAACGAUCUAUCUAUCGGACUGUUUGAUACAUGUUAUUGCACAAAUAAAUUUGCAGCUUUGUGUGUGCUUA
Haplochromis burtoni (Burton's mouthbrooder) is the source of this 3330-nucleotide messenger RNA. Its product is annotated as heterogeneous nuclear ribonucleoprotein R. The record is from RefSeq and is a predicted model, not a curated record. Gene Ontology annotation, molecular function: mRNA binding. Lineage: Eukaryota; Metazoa; Chordata; Actinopteri; Cichliformes; Cichlidae. Bases 141 to 2003 code for a protein of 620 amino acids. Gene Ontology annotation, cellular component: nucleus; ribonucleoprotein complex. The transcript is spliced from 14 exons.